CUCCAUUUCUCACCUUUUUCCCAAGAGGACACACAUACCCCGCUCAACUUGACGCCUAAAGCAGCCGCUUCCAGGCCUGGGGUUUCGGAUAGGCCAAGCCGGCUGCUGCCGACCCGCACGCCGCCCCGGGCCCCGGCUCCUCUCUAGGCGGUGGCCGCGCCGUCGCCUGCUCGGCUGCGGGAUGCUUGCUCCCAAGGUCCCAGGCGUCCAGGUUGAUCGCCAGCCCCUUACCCUGGUGAGGGAGGCCUUGCGCCCUGCAGAAGCCCCGGGCCCUGCGGCGGCGGCGGCGGCAUCCUCCUGGUCGCCUCCUCGCUUUCCUCCACCCGAGCUCCGCCGGCUGCUCCUUGGGAGGAAGGGGACUCGCUAGACCAGGCCGAGGCCCAGCCUCAGAAGUCAGCAUUUUCAAGACCUGGCAUCCGCAGCGUUUCUGACGCGGGGACUUCUCUCUUCGGCUCUGAGGUCUCCGCGCGCAGAACCCAUGGCAGCUUUUGGUCUUACGCGUGGCUGUGAGCUGGGCUCACGCUGCGUGGCGCAUCCACCCCUCGAUUGACGCGCGGAGAAGCAUUUUUCAUUUUUUCUUUCAGCUUGUAUCCUUAAAUCUUAAUCCCGGGCUUCUUAGCAAAAAUGCGUGUGCAUUCGUUUCUCCUUGUUUAUGGAGAGGUUUCCGGUGAAUGUUAGACAGCAACUAAAUAAUUAAAAGGUUUAGAGAGCGCUGUGAGCAGGAGAAGAUGCGGGCAGCCUGGCUGGCCCAGGAGAGACGAGUGGUCAGAGAAUGAAAGGAAAAUCGAUGCCUCUUAACUGGGCCGCCUAAUAACGGGAGACCAAGUGGGCUCAGGAGAAACGUGGCGGGGGGGGGGGGAGCUUUCUUUAAAAAAUUGGGGUUCUUUCUUUCUGUCCUAUAUAUGGAAAUUCAGCCCUGAUUUCAAACAAACAUCAGAUUUAAGAAGGUGAGGACUCCAAAGAAGAUCCAAACGCGAGACCAGGAAGAUUCACGUUUCCACUACUUCUUCCAAUACAUUUCACUAAUCUUUCUACAGGGAUAGUGUUUUAAAACACGACGACCCUCACACACCAAGGUGAAGUUGAAUAUUGUUGUUGUUCCUUCACCGCAUGAAAGGAAUCCUUCAGAACUUACUUUCAGGGACGGCUUCUUCUAUCUCGAAUUUUUGCAUUUGUAGGGAAUUUUAUGGGGUAGAGGAGCGAAGAGGGAACAAUGUCUCCAAUUCAAAUAAAACCCCAAAUUAAGCUCUCAGCCCCAUCGGUGGGAUAGCCUGCGGGGGAACCCACUCCCUCUCCUGGCAGCAUUGCCCUGGGGGCGAGCAGAGAGUGGAUUUGGAGUCUUCUUUUCCCGCCUGACCCCUGCUCGCCCGAGCAGCAUUUUCGGGCCAGCGGCUGCAGCCACCCGGGCGCCGCUAGGGGAUGCAGUGGCUCAAAGGACCGAGCGGGCGGUGCAGGUUGGAACCCGCGGGGCGGACCAAUCGCGGCUCGGCCACAGCCUCGCCCGCUGAUUGGUCCCUCCAGGCCCCGCCCCCGCUCGCCCCGCCCCUCUCGCUGGGGCGCCUCGGAGCCGCGUGCCCUCCGCCCCGGGGUGCCCAUUGCGCAGAGCGUGGCCUGGAGACCCGCGAGCCGGGGAAGGUCGCCGUGGAGUCCCGACCAGAGGCCGGGGUUGGGGUCGGUGCAGACCGAGGGCUGGUUUCCUUGACUGUGGGAGAAACGCCGGGAGCCGGAGUGACCCGAGGAGGGACUCCGCCUCCGAGCGGCUGAGGACCCCGGUGCAGAGGAGCCUGGCUCGCAGAAUUGCAGAGUCGUCGCCCCUUUUUACAACCUGGUCCCGUUUUAUUCUGCCGUACCCAGUUUUUGGAUUUUUGUCUUCCCCUUCUUCUCUUUGCUAAACGACCCCUCCAAGAUAAUUUUUAAAAAACCUUCUCCUUUGCUCACCUUUGCUUCCCAGCCUUCCCAUCCCCCCACCGAAAGCAAAUCAUUCAACGACCCCCGACCCUCCGACGGCAGGAGCCCCCCGACCUCCCAGGCGGACCGCCCUCCCUCCCCGCGCGCGGGUUCCGGGCCCGGCGAGAGGGCGCGAGCACAGCCGAGGCCAUGGAGGUGACGGCGGACCAGCCGCGCUGGGUGAGCCACCACCACCCCGCCGUGCUCAACGGGCAGCACCCGGACACGCACCACCCGGGCCUCAGCCACUCCUACAUGGACGCGGCGCAGUACCCGCUGCCGGAGGAGGUGGAUGUGCUUUUUAACAUCGACGGUCAAGGCAACCACGUCCCGCCCUACUACGGAAACUCGGUCAGGGCCACGGUGCAGAGGUACCCUCCGACCCACCACGGGAGCCAGGUGUGCCGCCCGCCUCUGCUUCAUGGAUCCCUACCCUGGCUGGACGGCGGCAAAGCCCUGGGCAGCCACCACACCGCCUCCCCCUGGAAUCUCAGCCCCUUCUCCAAGACGUCCAUCCACCACGGCUCCCCGGGGCCCCUCUCCGUCUACCCCCCGGCCUCGUCCUCCUCCUUGUCGGGGGGCCACGCCAGCCCGCACCUCUUCACCUUCCCGCCCACCCCGCCGAAGGACGUCUCCCCGGACCCAUCGCUGUCCACCCCAGGCUCGGCCGGCUCGGCCCGGCAGGACGAGAAAGAGUGCCUCAAGUACCAGGUGCCCCUGCCCGACAGCAUGAAGCUGGAGUCGUCCCACUCCCGUGGCAGCAUGACCGCCCUGGGUGGAGCCUCCUCGUCGACCCACCACCCCAUCACCACCUACCCGCCCUACGUGCCCGAGUACAGCUCCGGACUCUUCCCCCCCAGCAGCCUGCUGGGCGGCUCCCCCACCGGCUUCGGAUGCAAGUCCAGGCCCAAGGCCCGGUCCAGCACAGAAGGCAGGGAGUGUGUGAACUGUGGGGCAACCUCGACCCCACUGUGGCGGCGAGAUGGCACGGGACACUACCUGUGCAACGCCUGCGGGCUCUAUCACAAAAUGAACGGACAGAACCGGCCCCUCAUUAAGCCCAAGCGAAGGCUGUCUGCAGCCAGGAGAGCAGGGACGUCCUGUGCGAACUGUCAGACCACCACAACCACACUCUGGAGGAGGAAUGCCAAUGGGGACCCUGUCUGCAAUGCCUGUGGGCUCUACUACAAGCUUCACAAUAUUAACAGACCCCUGACUAUGAAGAAGGAAGGCAUCCAGACCAGAAACCGAAAAAUGUCUAGCAAAUCCAAAAAGUGCAAAAAAGUGCAUGACUCACUGGAGGACUUCCCCAAGAACAGCUCGUUUAACCCGGCCGCCCUCUCCAGACACAUGUCCUCCCUGAGCCACAUCUCGCCCUUCAGCCACUCCAGCCACAUGCUGACCACGCCCACGCCGAUGCACCCGCCAUCCAGCCUGUCCUUUGGACCACACCACCCCUCCAGCAUGGUCACCGCCAUGGGUUAGAGCCCUGCUCGAUGCUCACAGGGCCCCCAGCGAGAGUCCCUGCAGUCCCUUUCGACUUGCAUUUUUGCAGGAGCAGUAUCAUGAAGCCUAAACGCGAUGGAUAUAUGUUUUUGAAGGCAGAAAGCAAAAUUAUGUUUGCCACUUUGCAAAGGAGCUCACUGUGGUGUCUGUGUUCCAACCACUGAAUCUGGACCCCAUCUGUGAAUAAGCCAUUCUGACUCAUAUCCCCUAUUUAACAGGGUCUCUAGUGCUGUGAAAAAAAAAAUGCUGAACAUUGCAUAUAACUUAUAUUGUAAGAAAUACUGUACAAUGACUUUAUUGCAUCUGGGUAGCUGUAAGGCAUGAAGGAUGCCAAGAAGUUUAAGGAAUAUGGGAGAAAUAGUGUGGAAAUUAAGAAGAAACUAGGUCUGAUAUUCAAAUGGACAAACUGCCAGUUUUGUUUCCUUUCACUGGCCACAGUUGUUUGAUGCAUUAAAAGAAAAUAAAAAAAAGAAAAAAGAGAAAAGAAAAAAAAAGAAAAAAGUUGUAGGCGAAUCAUUUGUUCAAAGCUGUUGGCCUCUGCAAAGGAAAUACCAGUUCUGGGCAAUCAGUGUUACCGUUCACCAGUUGCCGUUGAGGGUUUCAGAGAGCCUUUUUCUAGGCCUACAUGCUUUGUGAACAAGUCCCUGUAAUUGUUGUUUGUAUGUAUAAUUCAAAGCACCAAAAUAAGAAAAGAUGUAGAUUUAUUUCAUCAUAUUAUACAGACCGAACUGUUGUAUAAAUUUAUUUACUGCUAGUCUUAAGAACUGCUUUCUUUCGUUUGUUUGUUUCAAUAUUUUCCUUCUCUCUCAAUUUUUGGUUGAAUAAACUAGAUUACAUUCAGUUGGCCUAAGGUGGUUGUGCUCGGAGGGUUUCUUGUUUCUUUUCCAUUUUGUUUUUGGAUGAUAUUUAUUAAAUAGCUUCUAAGAGUCCGGCGGCAUCUGUCUUGUCCCUAUUCCUGCAGCCUGUGCUGAGGGUAGCAGUGUAUGAGCUACCAGCGUGCAUGUCAGCGACCCUGGCCCGACAGGCCACGUCCUGCAAUCGGCCCGGCUGCCUCUUCGCCCUGUCGUGUUCUGUGUUAGUGAUCACUGCCUUUAAUACAGUCUGUUGGAAUAAUAUUAUAAGCAUAAUAAUAAAGUGAAAAUAUUUUAAAACUA
Homo sapiens (human) is the source of this 4607-nucleotide messenger RNA. It is a transcript of the gene GATA3, whose product is annotated as GATA binding protein 3. Gene Ontology annotation, molecular function: sequence-specific double-stranded DNA binding; sequence-specific DNA binding; transcription coactivator binding. The transcript is spliced from 7 exons. Bases 2098 to 3432 code for a protein of 444 amino acids. Lineage: Eukaryota; Metazoa; Chordata; Mammalia; Primates; Hominidae. The record is from RefSeq and is a predicted model, not a curated record. Gene Ontology annotation, cellular component: nucleoplasm; nucleus. Gene Ontology annotation, biological process: ureteric bud formation; cell differentiation; nephric duct morphogenesis.